Molecule: messenger RNA, 3029 nt
Organism: Annulohypoxylon truncatum
Lineage: Eukaryota; Fungi; Ascomycota; Sordariomycetes; Xylariales; Hypoxylaceae
Product: AAA-domain-containing protein
Exons: 4
Coding region: 336-2813 (825 amino acids)
Biological process (GO): intra-Golgi vesicle-mediated transport; SNARE complex disassembly; Golgi to plasma membrane protein transport
Cellular component (GO): Golgi stack
Molecular function (GO): ATP binding; ATP hydrolysis activity
Source: RefSeq, a predicted model, not a curated record
GGGCUAGCUUGAUCGAAUUCGCUUUGAAACGACAGCUGCGACGUAACCGACUCGCUUUGCCCGCUGACGUCCGAUUGCUCUAGACUAUGUACAGCCUUACAGCUAACAGCUACUUGUCUUUUUUUUACCUUUAAGCUGCAGCCUAACCUACAACUUUCAUCACCUGGAUUUAUAAAGAAAGAGAUGCCGUAAGAUCUGGAAUGCUUACCACUCUCGGACUUAUCUACUGAAGUUUCUACAAGUUUGUGCGGUCAUCGUACAUAUCUACUAAACAAGAACACCCAAUACACUCAAUCAACCUCUAACGACCGCCUCUUAAUCGUAAUACCGUAACGAUGGAUAUGCGAAACAACCUCUUUGGAAGAGGACCCCGCAGCGGAUUGCCCGGGCGUCAGGUCCAACAAGACCAAGGCGGCUACAACCAAGUGCCCCAAAGCCGGCCAACGCGCGACUACUCCGGCCCUCCUGAAUACGAUCCUCGGGGCGCCUACGGUGCGCCGUCGCCAGGAUACGGCGGGGGCAACAUGCCGCCCCAACCGAGGAACACGCGACCCAGCGCUCCUCCUGCCGGCCGGCCGGUACAACUCAGACUAGCGAAAUUAGAGAAGGGCGACAUGGCUCAGCAAUACAUCUUCAGCAACCUCUGCGCCGUCUCCCCACAAGACUUCCCUCCUGAUCCGUAUGGCAAGGACUUGCAUAUCAUGUUGAAUGGAAACUUCGUCGUGACUGCUCGCCCGACCGAAUAUAUCCCACCCGGAUGCAUAAGUCUGUCCGAUCCGCAGCGAACAUGGUGCGGUAUCAGCAUGACGGACGUCGUCAUUGGUGAGAGAUACGACCAUAAAGUUCCUCUCGGUGCCAUGGAUAUUGAAGUCGGUUUUGCGUCCCAGCGGAAGACGACGGAUGUACCAUAUGACCAGGACGAGCUUGCAGACAACUUUACCAAAAUGUUCCAGGGCCAGAUAUUCGCCCCUGGCCAACGGUUGUUAAUGGAUUACAGGGGAAUACCAUUGAUGUUUGUCGUUAAGACGGUUCAGCUCCUUGAACUGCUCGGCGGCGAGAAAGGCGAGACUGGCGAAUCUUCAUCAAGACCUGAUACCCGGGGUUUGUUGGUAGCGGAGACGUCUGAAAUCAACUUCUUCAAAGAUGCUAAGAAUCCCAUCAAGCUAAAGGGCUCGACGAAACGACCCGCCACCAACGCUAUCCUUCGACCGGACUUCAAGUUCGCCGACAUGGGCAUUGGUGGUCUAGACGAGGAAUUCAGCACGAUUUUCAGACGUGCUUUCGCAUCUCGAGUUUUCCCUCCGGGUCUGGUUGAGCAGAUGGGCAUCUCCCACGUAAAGGGUGUCCUGCUCUACGGCCCACCAGGGACGGGUAAAACGCUGAUUGCCAGGCAGAUCGGCAAGAUGCUCAAUGCCAGAGAGCCGAAGAUUAUCAACGGUCCGGAAAUCCUUAAUAAAUACGUAGGUCAGUCCGAAGAAAACGUCAGAAAGAUGUUUGCGGAUGCGGAGAAAGAAUACAAGGAGAAGGGCGAGGAGAGUGGCUUGCAUAUUAUUAUUUUCGACGAGUUGGAUGCCGUCUGCAAGCAGAGGGGCAGCGGAACUGGCGGUACUGGCGUCGGCGACAGCGUUGUCAAUCAGCUUCUGUCGAAGCUUGACGGCGUGGAUCAGCUUAACAAUAUCUUGCUUAUUGGUAUGACUAACCGGAAGGACAUGAUCGAUGAUGCGCUGUUGCGACCGGGGCGUCUCGAGGUGCAUGUGGAAAUCUCAUUGCCUGACGAACAUGGCCGAGUACAGAUUCUAAACAUUCACACUUCCAAAAUCAGAGCUAUUAACAAACUAGGUAACGAUGUCAGCUUGGAUGAACUCGCUCAUUUGACCAAAAACUACUCGGGUGCAGAGAUUGCUGGUCUCGUCAAAGCGGCCCUUUCCUAUGCCUUUACCAGGCAUACGAGGGUCGGAGAUGUCACCGGCGUUAGCGGCAACCCUCAAGACGUUAUGUUGACACGGGCCGAUUUUGUGCGAGCGUUAGAGGACGUCAAACCAGCCUUUGGUGUCUCUGAGGAAGAACUGAGCGGCGCCGCCCCGUACGGAAUCAUCGACUACAGUCCACACAUUCAAUCAAUCUUGUCCACUGGUCUGAGCUUCGUCCAAGCAGUCCGAACAUCCGAGAAGUCCCCUCUAUUCUCCGUCUUAGUCCAUGGGCCACAUGGAGCUGGAAAGACGGCACUGGCUGCAGAGAUCGGUCUGAAGUCAGAGUUCCCGUUUGUUAAACUAGUUAGGCCGAUUGACGUUGGAACCAACGAAGCUGCCAAGCUUGAGCACCUGCGACGCACGUUCUCUGAUGCGUAUAAAUCAGCCCUCUCUAUCGUAAUUCUAGACAGUGUGGAGAAGAUCAUCGACUGGAACCCGAUUGGCCCGAGGUUUUCUAACGCCGUCGUGCAGUACUUGGGCGCUGUGCUCGAGACCCGCCCACCCAAGGGCCGCAGACUUCUCAUCAUAGCGACGACGAGCCAACGAUCUAUGCUCGACCAGCACGGCGUGUUUGCGUGGGACAGAGAAAUUGCGGUCCCAGCAGUCAAGGACCACCGGGAAUUGCAAGCCCUCCUAGCCGCCUCGGGCAAGUUCAACGGGCCUGUCGACAUCAACGAAGCACUAAACGAGCUGCAAACUCUGACGGGCGGACAGGAGGUCGGUAUUGGUGUUAAGGCGGUGUUCUCGGCGCUUGAGACGGCUGCCGUGAGGGAUCCGCUGCCGAUAAGUCUGGCGGAGGAUAUCAGCGCUAUCAUGGCCGCGCGGAAUCCCCAGGGGUACUAGGAGGUGCUAGAAGGCAUGCUCUCAACGGCGUCGUUAGAUUCACGGAGUAGAGUUAACAUCAAUGUCGAUGUGAUGUAAUUGCAGAUUUGGUCUGCUCGAUAGAAUAUAGAUAACAUAGAAUAUCUAUGUAUGGUACCUCGGCAAUUAGGUACAUUGCCCAUCAUCCGAAGGAACAAUUCCAGGCAAUGAUUUAUUUUGCCAAUGAUUCUUCUCCGG